AUGAAUCAAAAAAUUAUUUUUGUGUUUAUUUUAUCGGUUGCAUUUUACAUUGUCAAUGCUAUUCCAUUACAGAAAAGAGCUCCUCCAUUUCAAAAUUGUCCACAUUUUAACAGUGAUUUAACUGUUUCCUUUUCACCAGAUCCUAUCGCUUCUAACCAAGACGUUAUAUUUGAAAUUGCUGCUACUAUACCAUCUGACAUCGAUAAUAAAGGAGUUAUUCUGACUAGUUUUUAUAAAUAUAAUGCUAAGGAUCCCAUUGAAGACCCCAACGAAAAGUAUUUUCCCGCAACUUCAGCUAAUCAAUCCAUUUUUCAAGUGGUGCCAUUAACUGCACCAGAAUUACCUCAACAAUAUUAUAUACAG
Cetraspora pellucida is the source of this 363-nucleotide messenger RNA. The record is from the annotation of a GenBank genome assembly. Lineage: Eukaryota; Fungi; Glomeromycota; Glomeromycetes; Diversisporales; Gigasporaceae.